AAAUAUGAGUACCUCUACCUGCAUGAACUUUGUUCUACUCUCAUUUUUCAGUCACCUGGAUCAUGCCCAAGCUGUGUUGCCUAAAAUGAGAUGGGGAAGAUAGCUUUGAAAUUGUUGAGGCCUGCCAGAAUAGAUAAUAUCCUCACAAUUUCAACACACGCCCAAGAGCAGACAUCACUACGUAAACAGCCAGCUCUGCUGCAGCUGCCCCGCUCUCCCACUCCACCAAGAAGACUGCUCUGCUCUCUCACUUUGCCAAGAUGCAAGCCAACGGAGAUGAAUUUUCAGCAGUUCUGGCCUUGUCCUUCGGAGAAGACGUCAACGCUCAUUUGUGGACCCUGGCGCAGACGAAGCAAGUGCCUCAGGCAUUACGGCAUACGCCUUUGGGUAUAAUUUUGUCUUCACUUCUUGUGUAGUAAGAGUAAGUAGGUUACUAGUUCGAGUACUAGAAGUGAAAUUUCAUAACGAGAAAUUAUUUAGCUUUAGCUGCAUCGGCAUACUUCGUGUACAAGAAAAAAAAAAAUAGAAACUAGUUGUUCAUGCAAGAACCUCCAACAUGAUAUCCAGGUGAUUGCCUCUUUAGAACCAUGAUGGAAGGCGCGGAUGAAAUAAGCGAAUCAGUUACUUAUUCCGAAUCUGAACGAUCUUCGCCUGCGAAUUCACCGCUUGCUUUUUUCGGACGUGGAGGAGGUGAACAGAUCACGAGCGAUCAAGAAAGCGUUCCUCUGACGAGGAGAGAUGAUCGGAACGAAGAAGUUUCGAUGGGACACGCAGUUCUUCAUAGUCGUGCUGCAGAAGAUGAGCAGCGCGAAGACACACAUCAUGAAGAUGUACAAGCAUUUAUGGAAAAUAUGGGGCAAGCGCAAGUAGAAGAGGAGCAUCAUGUUGAAGAUGACCAACAAGAAACUGUUUCUCAUGCGGAUACAACUACUCACAAAAAGCGUCAGUUUCAAGCGUCUGAAAACUACUACAACGAAAAUAUGAGUGCCCAAAAAGAUGAAGAAGAUCCUUCCUCAUUGUCUGACUUACGCAACCGACUAUGCGCAAGGCGCUACCAGGUCGCGGCAGCUGGACUUCAUCGUUCUAGGGAAGAUGAAGGGGAAGAUAUUACUACUAAUACUAUUGCUAAUAACAGGAGGAAUUUAGAACAUCAAGACAUCUUUGCUCCCUAUUCUGAACCCGCCGAUCCACGGGUACCACGUCAGAAGCAUAAAGGUCUAGGACAACUAGGAGAAGGUCCAGGUUUGCAGAAAGCGAUCAUGCAGGAAAGCGAUCAUUACCACUUGUUCUACGCAGCAAACGCAUCGGAAAGAAUAGAGCAGUACAACUAUGUUGAAGAAGAUUCCUCGCACGUCCUACAACCAGUAUCUUAUCAUGGUGAGGACGUUAAUAAUCUUAAAAAUCAACAAUCAUCCCAAGAACAAGAGCGCUUGCCUUUCCUGCGAUGCGCCCUUUGCGGCAGACAAGAGAAGAGACAGCGAGCUAGUCCAGAAAUGUUCGCCUUACCUUGUGGCCACUGUUUCUGCCUAGAGCAUGUUGACUAUUUGCGUGGUCAUUGCAGUAUGCGGAUACCUACGACCACAGGGGAUGGAGGAGAACGUUACACUGUAAAGCAAGAUGAGCCGAAAGAACUACACAAGAGUAGGUUACAAGCUCAACGAGGAGACUGCAAUGACAAGUAUACUAGUGGUCAUGGGCCGGAUCAUCUUCGCCAGGGCAACAAGAAAAAAGUUGAGCACCACCUAGUAAACUCUAGAAGACGAGCAACGCGCAGACUUCGGAGAGGACUCACUGGUGACAUUCUUAGCAUAACGUCGACGAGAAAUAGGCGUAGCUGGAGUUGCGAUAGGAUUGGGCACGCAACGUUUUGCUUGGAUGGCGUCGUAGAGGAGCAAGAGGACGAGCUUGAGGCUGCUCAGCAACCUCGACAUCGAAGUUCUACGAGAACUAGAGGUCCAUCUCCUGGUUGGGAGGAUAAAGAGGACGAGGAGCAAGGCGGAAAUAUAAUGAUUUGCCCUGCUUGUGGGGCUUUUUUCUCGGAACAUGAUGAACAUACUUAGAAGUACGUAAAAGAAUGUACACUGUAUUUUGGCAAGACCUCACCUGCAUACCAAGCACUGCAUUUGCUGACAUCAUAUUUUACAGCACUUUCACAUAUACAUGCUCUUUCUGAUAAGAGUGAAGAUUCUGAAGCAAUAAGAGAGAAG
This is a messenger RNA of Amoebophrya sp. A25, 2207 nucleotides long. Lineage: Eukaryota; Dinophyceae; Syndiniales; Amoebophryaceae. The record is from the annotation of a GenBank genome assembly.